AUAAACUAGUCUAAACAAAAGUAAAACACAAUUAAGCAAGAUGAAAUUAUCUUUCGCAUACUUCUUGGUACUUGGUCUUUUGACAACAAAUUCCGCCAGCAGACAGUCGCGUAUUAUCGGAGGUCGGGAAGCUAACGCUGGACAAUUUCCUUACAUUGCUGCUAUUCAUGUCACCACAGACACCAGCAAGUUCUUCUGUGGUGGUGCCCUACAUGGAAACGAGUGGAUAAUUACAGCCGCUCAGUGUGUGGAUCAAGCAAUUUCGUUUACUAUCCAACUGGCUUCAAUUAAUUUGAAUGGAGACGACGAAAACAAAUUGAUAUUGUCAUCAUCGACGUACGUUAUUCAUCCUGAUUACAACCCUAAUACACUGGAUAGUGACAUUGGACUUAUUAAACUCAGAUUACCCAUUGAAUUUACGGAUUAUAUCAUACCUAUCUACAAUGUGCCUGUGGCUAACACACCACCAAAUUGGACCGUUCUAUCAAUUGGAUGGGGACAAAUCGCUGAUAAUGAUCCGGAAUUGGUUGAAAAUUUGCGCUGGGUUGGUUUAACUAGUAUAACGAAUGACGAGUGUAAAAUAACGUAUGGUAGCCAAAUUAGUGACAAUAUGCUAUGUGCUGCAGGCAAUUAUAACGAAGGCACUUGUGUGGGAGACACUGGUAGUCCUCUGGUCUAUUUAUUAAAAUUCGGUCAUGCCCAGUUGGUAGGUGUGGCAAGUUUUGUCAGUGGCAAUGGGUGCGAAACCGUCGACCCUUCUGGAUAUACCAGAGUUUUCCCAUUUUCUGACUGGAUUACCAACAUUACAGGUGUACCGCCUAAAUAAACUCUAGCUUUACAAAAUACA
This is a messenger RNA of Zophobas morio, 847 nucleotides long. Its product is annotated as brachyurin-like. Gene Ontology annotation, biological process: proteolysis. Bases 41 to 826 code for a protein of 261 amino acids. Gene Ontology annotation, molecular function: serine-type endopeptidase activity. The transcript is spliced from 6 exons. Lineage: Eukaryota; Metazoa; Arthropoda; Insecta; Coleoptera; Tenebrionidae. The record is from RefSeq and is a predicted model, not a curated record.